AUUAAGUGUGCUGCUUCAACAAGCGUCUCCCACGGGCAGGUCUUGAGGAGGAUCAGCUCUUCAGUCUGCAGCUCUCACAGGGAGCUGAACGCUGCCUGCAGGACCCUGGGGAAGAGCUGGGAAAAGGCUCUUGUGUGCCAACAGGAUGUCACGGCAGGCUAACCUCACAACACAAAUGAAGACGUUGGACCUCAGAGGAAUCAAAUGAAACUGUCAUCUCGAUGGACAUUUACUUGCACUCCCCACAGGGUGGCGAAGAGCUUAACGAAUAGACUUCUGCAGUUUUGCCCUCCAGAGGAGAGCGUUAAACAGUUUAAGCCUUUUUCCGUGUGAUCAUGGCCAGCAUGGGAGUCGAGCUCCUGGGCUUCUUCUUAGGACUGCUGGGCUUUGCGGGAACUGUGGUGGCAACCCUGCUCCCCCACUGGUGGAGCACGGCCUUUGUGGGCUCUAACAUCUUCACAGUCACUGCGUACAUUAAAGGCCUGUGGAUGGAGUGUGUCUGGCACAGCACCGGCAUUUACCAGUGUCAGCUGUACAGAUCCGUGCUGGCGCUGCCGUCUGACAUGCAGGCUGCCAGGGCCAUCAUGGUAGUCUCCUGCCUCGCCUCAGUUCUUGCGUCUGUGAUUGCUGUGAUGGGGAUGAAGUGUACGCACUUUGUUCAACGCUCUCAGGUCAAAAGUCGUCUGGUGUUGAGUGGUGGGAUUUGUUUUCUCUGCGCUGCCUUUCUUUGCCUGGUUACCGUGUCCUGGACCACCUAUACUGUCGCCAUGCAGUUUUAUGACCCAUUCCUUCCAGGUGGGCUGAAGUACGAGGUUGGCCUGUCUGUGUAUCUUGGCUUUGUUUCGACCUGCCUCAGUCUGACUGCUGGGCUGGUGCUGUGCUGGAGCAGCAGAGGUGUUGACUCACAGAGAUCUUCUCACACAAAGAGGAGGCCAUCAUCAUCAUCAUCAUCAUCAUCAGUGCCUCCCUCUGCCGACAAACAUUCCCCCACUCCACUCUAUCAGUCUCCAGAGGCCCUGAAGGACAACCACACAGCUCCAUUCUGCUGCGUUUCAAAUGGCGGAUAUAAUCUUGAUAAUUACUUUUAGGUGAUACUAACAAAAUAACUAAAAAAAAAUGUACUGAACUAUAAUAUUUUUAUUCAAAUUGUUACACUAUUUCUGAGUAGAUAUUUAACAAGCUUUAAAAAAGAUGGUCCUGCAUGAGAUGUCGAUGGGCCGGACUGAAGCAUCAGUUUGUUGUUCUGCAGUGCUCACUAAAGCCCAGAAGGUGGCGACGUUUUACAAAAAACACCAUAACUACACCAGUCAAAAACAAAAAAAUGAAAUAUAGAAAAAUUGAAUUGUUAAAAUCAUGUACUGAUGUUAUAAAUUAAUUAUUGAAAUGAUUUUAAAAUAAAGAAAAAAAUUCAAACGGAAUACACCGUACAUAUACACAGUUGAUAAUGAAUACACCAGUCAAACUGUAACUGUACUUUCUCACACUUCUGCCAAACAAUUGGGCUAAAACUGUUUUUUCAGCAAUACCUGUAGUUGUAAUAAAACUAAAAACGAAUAAAAACAAUUUACCCUAGAACUAUUCUUAUAUUUUUUUACUUAAAAGUAAUAAUGAUUAAAACACAAACUUUAAUCAUUUGCAUAAUAUUAUUAAAAUCUACAGUACUGACCAAAAGUUUGGACAAACCUUCCCAUUUAUUUGAAUAAGAAGGUGUGUCCAAACUUUUAGUCUGUUCUGUAUUUAUGUACAGUUUGAUUUGUUUAGGCUUCCUUUGUGUCGAAUUGACUUGGUUCAUGUAACUUGUGACUAGUAGAUGUAACCUGUAACUGAGGGUUAAAUUUGAUUUUUAAUAUCUAAAUUACUACAAGGCAUUACAAUAGAGAUCUGUGUGUGCGGCCAGUUUUUCUUGCUUUGCUAGAAAUCAGUGUUCUGGUAAAUGUUAACGUGGAUAUAUCUUAGACUCCUUGAAGCCACUAGAUGGCAACAAGGUACUUCUAGAAGACUGUAUUCACAUAAGCCUAGAGGACAAAUCCAGCACAACAAGUCUUACAUGUUGCUUUUGACACAUCCAUUGUUCAUUUUAAUGGAUUCAAAUGUUCAACUGUCUGUUAUAUGAAAGUCUCUGGAGAAAAACACAAUGGAAGCAAAUCAGUUCAUUCAGGCAUGUUAGCAAAAUGAGGCAAACCAUAAUUUCAGUUUUUACCUGUGUCUACAUUUCUGAAUACAAUUAACUGCUAAUGUAACAUUUUCAGUGAUGUAAGAUAACAUCUGAUGUUGAGACAAAAUUUUACAGUUAGUUUUCGAGCUAACACAGAUGUUUCAUAUUUAAUAAAUGCUUCCGAAAGAAUAUCAAAUAAAGUGGACAUUGUGUUUAUUUGUCUGUCACAAUUAAACGAUUGUUUU
Messenger RNA from Oryzias latipes (Japanese medaka), 2400 nucleotides. The record is from RefSeq and is a predicted model, not a curated record. Lineage: Eukaryota; Metazoa; Chordata; Actinopteri; Beloniformes; Adrianichthyidae.